AUGAGAAUCUCUUCAAUUCUAUCUGCUUGCGCGGCAGUUUCUGUCGCAACUGCUGCAUUUAGUAGCUACGCAAAGCCAUCGAACAAUGUAUUCUCAAUCGAUGGCGAGGCCCAAUACUUCGCAGGCACCAAUACCUAUUGGAUUGGGUUUCUGACUAACAAUUCCGAUGUUGACAUUGUCAUGACCCACCUGGCAGCGAGCAAGUUGAAAGUUCUCCGUGUUUGGGGCUUCAACGACGUAACUUCCACACCUAGUUCCGGAACCGUCUGGUAUCAAUCAUUUAUCAAUGGCUCAGAUCCUGUGAUCAACACAGGAAGCGAUGGACUUGAACGCCUCGACUACGUCGUACAAUCUGCUGAAGCUCAUAACAUCAGUCUGAUCAUCAACUUUGUCAACAAUUGGAGUGAUUAUGGCGGCAUGGCUGCAUACGUCAGCUACUAUGGUCUCUCAGCUAACACUGCAUGGUAUACUUCCACUGCUGCUCAAGCUCAGUAUCAGAAAUAUAUUGCUGCUGUUGUGGCUCGAUACAAGACAUCGAAGAACAUCUUUGCCUGGGAACUUGCAAAUGAACCGCGUUGCAGUGGCUGUGAUACAUCUGUGAUUACAAGUUGGGUCAAUACAACUUCAGCGUACAUCAAGGGAUUAGAUCCAAACCACAUGGUCGCCAUUGGCGAUGAAGGAUUUGGUCUCAGCGGCGGCGCUAGUGGCGACUAUGUAUACAGCUCCGGCGAAGGAGAAAGUUUCCAUGACAACCUCGCCCUUUCCACCAUCGACUUCGGCACCUACCACCUGUAUCCCUCUUCAUGGGGAGAAAAUGACACGUGGGCUCAGCAAUGGAUCCAAAACCACGCCGACGUUGGCACCGCCCUUGGCAAGCCAGUAAUCCUCGAGGAGUACGGGCCAACUAACCACACGGUGGAUCUAACAUGGCAGCAAUGGGUGCUGAGUACCCAGACGGCGGGGGAUAUGUAUUGGCAGUAUGGAGACACGCUCUCUGGGGGCAGACGGCUAAUGAUGGGAAUACGAUCUAUUAUGGGACUACUGAGUUUGAUACUCUGA
This is a messenger RNA of Lachnellula hyalina, 1059 nucleotides long. RefSeq names its product Mannan endo-1,4-beta-mannosidase (gene manA). The transcript is spliced from 3 exons. The coding region runs from base 1 to 1059 and encodes 352 amino acids. Gene Ontology annotation, molecular function: hydrolase activity, hydrolyzing O-glycosyl compounds. Lineage: Eukaryota; Fungi; Ascomycota; Leotiomycetes; Helotiales; Lachnaceae. The record is from RefSeq and is a predicted model, not a curated record.